Fulvia fulva is the source of this 1065-nucleotide messenger RNA. Its product is annotated as Casein kinase I hhp1. Gene Ontology annotation, biological process: signal transduction; peptidyl-serine phosphorylation; endocytosis. Bases 1 to 1065 code for a protein of 354 amino acids. Gene Ontology annotation, cellular component: cytoplasm; nucleus. The transcript has 4 exons. Gene Ontology annotation, molecular function: ATP binding; protein serine/threonine kinase activity. NCBI's taxonomy places the organism in Eukaryota, Fungi, Ascomycota, Dothideomycetes, Mycosphaerellales, Mycosphaerellaceae. The record is from RefSeq and is a predicted model, not a curated record.
AUGACGACAAUGGACCUCCGCGUGGGGAACAAGUACCGCAUCGGUCGCAAGAUCGGAAGCGGCUCAUUCGGCGACAUCUAUCUGGGCACUAACAUCAUCUCCGGCGAGGAGAUCGCCAUCAAGCUCGAGUCGGUCAAGGCCAAGCACCCACAGCUGGAGUACGAGGCACGCGUCUACAAGUCCCUUGCUGGCGGUGUCGGCAUCCCAUUCGUGAGAUGGUUCGGAACGGAGUGCGACUACAACGCCAUGGUGCUCGAUCUCCUCGGCCCAUCGCUCGAGGACCUCUUCAACUUCUGCAACCGCAAGUUCUCCCUCAAGACCGUCCUCUUGCUCGCCGACCAGCUCAUCUCCCGCAUUGAGUACAUCCACGCCAAGUCCUUCAUCCACCGCGACAUCAAGCCGGACAACUUCCUCAUGGGUAUUGGCAAGCGUGGUAACCAGGUCAAUGUGAUCGAUUUCGGUCUGGCCAAGAAGUACCGCGACCCGAAGACCCACUUCCACAUCCCGUACAGAGAGAACAAGAACCUCACUGGUACCGCCCGUUACGCCUCGAUCAACACUCACUUGGGUGUCGAGCAAUCUCGUCGUGACGACAUGGAGUCUCUGGGCUACGUCAUGCUCUACUUCUGCCGUGGCUCCCUCCCAUGGCAAGGCCUGAAGGCUGCCACCAAGAAGCAGAAGUACGAUAGAAUCAUGGAGAAGAAGAUGACUACGCCAACCGAGGUCCUCUGCCGCGGCUUCCCCAACGAGUUCGCCAUCUACCUCAACUACACUCGCAGCCUGCGCUUCGACGACAAGCCAGACUACUCGUACCUCCGCAAGAUCUUCCGUGAUCUGUUCGUGCGUGAGGGCUUCCAGUACGACUACGUCUUCGACUGGACUGUCUACAAGUACCAAAAGAAUGCCCAGGCCAUCGCAGCUGCCCAGAACCCGACUGGUGCCGAGGACCCAGAGCAGGAGAAGGCUGGCCGCACUCGCAACACCGCACAGGCUACUGGCGGACAGACUGGCGUCAGCAAGGCGCGUGCUGGGAACGUGCAGUCGAGAGAGGGCACUAACAUGUGA